UGCGCAUGCGCACGAUUGACAACCAAGCGCACUUCACAACAGCCAGCUGAUACCAACCUCUUAGCAACAGUGGUUAGCUUGUAUCUUCAGUUUCUUUUUCUUUUUGUUGCAAUAUAUCAGCAGUCAAUGUUCCACUGACAUGUUUUAAGGAUACGCGUGGUUGUAAGUUUGGCGUAUAGUUAUGGCGGCUUUGCUUGAGCUAUUUAACUAUCCUUUGUCAGUGUAGUUAGCUAACUAGCUAGCUAGCUAGUUAGGUGAAGUUGACAGCAGCACUGCAAUCAUUUACGCUAGCUAGCUAAGUUACCGGGGUUCUUACAAGCUGGCCUCAACACGCUUCGCCGUCAGCCAUGGGGAUACUGUUCACAAAGCUAUGGAGGCUUUUUAAUCAUCAAGAGCACAAAGUCAUUAUUGUUGGGCUGGACAAUGCAGGCAAGACUACAAUUCUUUACCAGUUUUCCAUGAAUGAGGUGGUGCACACCUCUCCUACAAUAGGAAGUAAUGUGGAAGAGAUUGUUGUCAACAACACCCAUUUUCUCAUGUGGGACAUCGGGGGUCAGGAGUCCCUUAGGUCUUCGUGGAAUACAUAUUACACAAAUACAGAGUUUGUAAUUGUGGUGGUUGACAGCACAGACAGAGAAAGAAUCUCUGUGACCAAAGAAGAACUCUACAGAAUGCUGGCACAUGAAGACUUAAGAAAAGCAGGGUUAUUAAUCUUUGCCAACAAGCAGGAUGUGAAAGGCUGUAUGACUGUGGCUGAGAUUUCUCAGAGUCUCCAACUUACCUCUGUCAAAGACCACCAGUGGCACAUCCAGGCCUGUUGCGCCCUCACAGGGGAGGGGCUCUGCCAGGGUCUGGAGUGGAUGAUGUCACGACUGCGUGUGAGAUGAUGAGCUUGACGACUUUGUCUUUUUCUGCAUUGGAUUGGAGAGUGAGGUCCUCUCCAGUCUACCAAAUGAAGCUGAAUUGGGGCAGACCGCAGGAUGCUCUAUUCUAUUGUAAUAAUUUAUUUUUCAAAAAGACAUUUGAAGUCAAACCACCAAAAAAGAAACCAUGACACUUUCACCGGGACAGUGGACAACAAAGUGCCGGAAACUAUUUAAAGUUCAACUUCUGCACGGCUUUCUCAGCAACAAGACAGGGAUGAGUGAACUGACUUGGAACUGGACGUGGAUUUAUUCUUCUGCUGUGUGUGGAUCUAGUCCACAGUGGCCUUGCAGUAUUACCGGACUGGCUGUGGUGGUUUUCAUUGCAUUCCCCUUUGUGUACAGUCCAGUAUUCUCCUGAAACUUGGUGCCUGCUGCAGAAUGUUGAAGCAGAGGCCACUGGUGACUGAAACAUGCUUGAAUGACGAUUCAAAACAAGCCCUUCUUACUUCACUUCCUAUGAAUACCCGCUGAAAUAAAGUGUUUUUAUUUGUUUCAGGUGAA
This is a messenger RNA of Oryzias melastigma (Indian medaka), 1427 nucleotides long. It is a transcript of the gene arl5a, whose product is annotated as ADP-ribosylation factor-like 5A. Gene Ontology annotation, biological process: protein localization to Golgi membrane; vesicle-mediated transport; intracellular protein transport. The record is from RefSeq and is a predicted model, not a curated record. Bases 348 to 887 code for a protein of 179 amino acids. Gene Ontology annotation, cellular component: cytoplasm; trans-Golgi network. Gene Ontology annotation, molecular function: GTPase activity; GTP binding. The transcript has 6 exons. NCBI's taxonomy places the organism in Eukaryota, Metazoa, Chordata, Actinopteri, Beloniformes, Adrianichthyidae.